Messenger RNA from Oncorhynchus masou masou (cherry salmon), 4891 nucleotides. RefSeq names its product phosphatidate phosphatase LPIN2-like. Gene Ontology annotation, molecular function: transcription coactivator activity; phosphatidate phosphatase activity. Bases 77 to 3382 code for a protein of 1101 amino acids. The record is from RefSeq and is a predicted model, not a curated record. NCBI's taxonomy places the organism in Eukaryota, Metazoa, Chordata, Actinopteri, Salmoniformes, Salmonidae. Gene Ontology annotation, biological process: positive regulation of transcription by RNA polymerase II; cellular response to insulin stimulus; triglyceride biosynthetic process. The transcript is spliced from 19 exons. Gene Ontology annotation, cellular component: nucleus.
GAAUCGUGUGUGCAUGCGCCUGAAGUAGGAAGUGUCACUUAAUUUUUUGGAAACUCUUGUCUGCCAGUCCCACACCAUGAACUACGUGGGGCAGCUGGCGGAGACUGUGUUUGUGACGGUCAAAGAACUAUACCGGGGCCUGAACCCGGCCACACUUACGGGGGCCAUCGACGUCAUCGUGGUUUGUCAGCCCGACGGCAGCCUCCAGUGCUCUCCGUUCCAUGUGCGCUUUGGCAAGCUGGGGGUGCUGCGCUCCAAGGAGAAAGUGGUGGACAUAGAGAUCAAUGGGGAGCCAGUUCACCUGCAAAUGAAACUGGGGGACAAUGGAGAAGCUUUUUUUGUGGAGGAAAAUGAGGAUUUUGAGUCCAGAGUGCCAGCCCACCUCUGCACGUCGCCCAUCCACAUGGAGCUGCUGGAGGUGGCCGAGGAAACCUUAGAGGGGCUCCCCAGUUCCGGAAGCACGCGAAGGAAAAAGAGGCGGCGAGUACGCAUACGCUCCGACUCCCACCGACGAGAAGAUGGUAGCUCCUCAUCCGACGAGAGGGAAAGGGAGAGAGCGAGGGAGCAGUCAGGAGAACAGGAGAGCCACUCCAAAGAAGAGCCCAGCACGCACAUGCUUGCCAGUAAGUCUGUGUACUUCUCGCUGUCAGAGGAGCCGCAUGAAGAGUUGGUGGCCGUGCAGACCAGGGACGUCCACCCUCACUCUGAUGGAGAGUGGUCCCCCUCAGAGAGUGUGUUCUAUAGUCGUCCUUCCUCCCCCAAGAGUGACUCUGAGCUGCUGGUGAAGCCUCCGGAGUCUUCAGGGCCUCCGAUGCAGUGGAACUGGGGCGGCUUUCCCGAGAUGUGUCCAACGGAGAGAGAGAGGGUGGAGGUGCAGCAUGUCUCUGCUGGCAUCCACUGCUCGGACAGCUCCCACUUCCGCACCAUCCAGCGGCAGGACUCCUUCGACAUGGGCUUGGAGCCCGGGGUCCACUUUGUCCGAGAGAGCAGUAGCGUCACGGUGGUGGUCAGGCCCACGCCCAGGACCGGACCAGCGGUCCAACCCACAGAAAGUUCAUGCAUAGACCUGGAGAGAGCCUCCAAUAUGACCCACCCCACCCCGAAUCACCACACCUCAGAGCUUCUCUCAGAACCGCUAACAUUGGCAUCGUUAGCGAUGGCUAACAUAGAAUCGCCCCAAGCCCCAGGGCUGAGAAAAACAAAAAUGCAGCCACAAGUAGAGACCCAGCAGGCAGGGGAUGAAGUAGCCGAGGAGUCCCCAUCCAACCCGGAGCUGGAAGACUCCAGAAACUCCCUGGCUAACACAAUUAGUAUUGCUAAUGUAGACAACACUGAUAGACAAGCUAGCGAAGAAAGCACAGCAAAUGUUGAAUGUGUAGCUAACAACCUGGUUAGCCAAGUUGAAAACGACUGUAUAGACACACAUAUCCCAUCCAUAAAAGGUAGCAAAGCUGGCACAAUCAGCGCAGACAGGCUAGCUAGCGACAGCACAGCUACUUUAGAUAACAAGGCUAGUUUGGCUAACACAACUAGCUAUGCCAGCGCAGCCAACUUAGGUCUCAUUACCACAGAGUAUCUGGGUAGCAGAGCACAACCAGAACAGCACAGUGCCUUUCCAGAACCCAAUGGACAAGGGCCAGAAGUUGUCUUGAGUGAGGGUGACAGCGGGAUUGAGCCCUGCACUGAGGGAGGGGAGAACACAGAGAACGGCUCUGAAAUGAUGGACAAAGCCGUCUCCCUGACCAAUCAGGCUGCAGAGAGUGUCGGAGUGACAGACUUGUUAGCCACUGAGGCUCUGGGGGAGGAGCAGUCUUGCUCAGCAGACCACCAGGACAAGAAGAAAGGUAAACGCAGUCAGCACCUUGGACCCUCUGACAUCUACCUGGAUGACUUGUCUAACCUGGACCCAGAGGUGGCAGCUCUCUACUUCCCACCUAAAAGUGAGGCAGAAGGAUGCUCGCGGCUCAGUGCGGAGCAAGGGUCCGGUUCUGGUAACCAGUCUCCCCAGUCGGUGGGCAGUGGGGCCAUGGACAGCGGCACAGAGUACCUGUCUGACUCUACUACUGACCACAUGGACGUUACAAUGUCCCUCUGCGGCCAUACCGGGCACACCAGUCAAAUCAACAAAGAUCAGUUUAUGGAGCACGUUGUGAACUACCAGGAUUUGGUGAGCAACCCUGGAAUCAUCGAAGAUCCAAACCUGGUUAUCUGCAUCAACUCAAAGUAUUAUAACUGGGCAGUGGCUGCCCCUAUGGUCCUGUCAAUGCAAGUUUUUCAAAAGAAUAUACCAAAGAGUGCCAUUGACCAGCUGGUGAAGGACAAGAUGCCCAAAAAGUCUGGCCGCUGGUGGUUCUCCUGGAGGAGGAAGGACAUGGACACUAACUCAAACCAGACUGGAGAGAACUCUAAGCAGGACCAAGAGGAGGCACAGACCAAGAAUGAUGUCUCAACCUCUGUGUCUGUCACUGGUCCCUCAACAACCAUACUGGCGACUCUGGAUGACCUGACUAGUGACGAGGAGGCCGGCCUAGGCAGAGUGGGCAACCUAUCAUCAGAGACCAUAAACACUGCCCAGUGUUUUAGCCAAAUGUACCGCAAGUCCCUACGCCUCACCUCCGAACAGAUAGAGCGGUUGAACCUGCGUGAGGGGGCCAACAAGGUUACGUUCAGCGUAACCACUCAGUACCAGGGCACCUGUCGCUGCGAAGCCACCAUCUACCUGUGGAACUGGGACGACCACGUCGUCAUCUCAGACAUCGAUGGCACCAUCACAAAGUCUGAUGCCCUGGGUCAUAUCCUACCUCAGCUGGGGAAAGACUGGACACACCACGGCAUUGCCCGUCUCUACCAUAAAAUCCACCAAAACGGAUACAAGUUCCUCUACUGUUCGGCGCGGGCCAUUGGCAUGGCUGACAUCACCAAGGGCUACCUGCAGUGGGUGAACGACAAAGGUACCGUCCUCCCCAAGGGCCCCGUGCUGCUGGCCCCCAGCAGUUUCUUCUCUGCCCUGCACAGAGAGGUGGUAGAGAAGAAGCCGGAGGUGUUCAAGAUUGCCUGCCUCACCGACAUCCGAGACCUGUUCAACCCCCAGAGGAAGCCCUUCUAUGCAGCCUUUGGCAACAAGACCAAUGAUGCCAAUGCUUAUAAGGAAGUGGGUGUCCCUGACACCAGGAUCUUCACUGUGAACCCCAAGGGAGAGCUCAUUCAGGAGAAGAACAAAGGGAGCAAGUCCUCGUACACUCACCUGAGCGAGCUGGUGGAGCACUUCUUCCCUAUGAUCUCUGAGGAUGGGAGGUCGUCCUCCUUUGACUUCCCCGAGUUCAGCCACUUCUCCUACUGGAGAGAGCCCCUACCACCACUGGACCUGUCCACUCUGGAUUAGACACACACUCGCCAUGGGACCUGUCCACUCUGGAUUAGACACACACUCGCCACGGGACCUGUCCACUCUGGAUUAGACACACACACACACACACUUGCCACUGGACCUGUCCAUUCUGGAUUAGACACACACACACACACACACACACACUUGCCACUGGACCUGUCCAUUCUGGAUUAGACACACACACACACACACACACACACACACUCUCGCCACUGGACCUGUCCACUCUGGAUUAGACACACACACACACACAGUUGCCACUGGACCUGUCUACUCUGGAUUAGACACACACACUGUCUGGGGUGGCAGGUAGCCUAGCCAAAAGGUUGCUGGAUCGAGUCCCCGAGAGGACAAGGUAAAAAUCUGUCUUUCUGCUCCUGAGUAAGCCAGUUAACCCACUGUUCCCCGGGCGCUGAAGACGUGGAUGUUGAUUAAGGCAGCCUUCCGCACCUCUCUGUUUCAGAGGUGUUGGGUUAAAUGCAGAAGACACAUUUCAGUAGAAGCCUUUCAGUUGUACUACUGACUAGACUACUGUACAACUGACUGAUUUUCCUUUCUCCUUCUCUCUCAUCGCCCCUUUUUUCCCUCUUUUGAUCCCUUUCUGAGUUCAGAAAUAUUUUUAAUUGAUAAGCAUUGAUGGCCAGGAAUAUUGUAGAUGUGCAAGGUUCUCAUUUAAUAUACUCUGUUUUAUGUUGAUUCAUCUGAUGCAAUUGACAACUAAAGUUUCUGGCUUUCAGCUAAAUGUACACAUGCACAGAUGACACUGCAUUUUACGCAACACUAUAUACUUCAUAUUGUGCAAUACUUGAUUGCAAAAAGACACUGCACUGGCCAUACCAUAUUGCCAUUAUCCAAAUGAUACUGGCGCAAUGUGCAUUUGUGCUGCUCAAGAAUUCCAGUUAUAUUUACAUUUUAUUCGUUUCGCACAGGGUUUUCCAAACUUUUUGAUUCAGGCCCACCUUUCCAGAAUUUGAGAACAAUAAGUAAGGUAACUUAUUUGAAAAGUAAUUUAUUACAUUUCUCAUUUUCUUGAACGUUUGUCAUAAUUAGUUAAACCAAUGAAUUUGUAUCCGCUCUCGGACUUCGACUGCUUAUUUUCUUCAAAUCUGAAAACGUUGAAGUCACGCCCAUUUUCUGAAUAAUUACAUUAUAGGCCCUUAAGCACGGAAAGAGUGUCCACUGCUUGUAUACUUCGUAUUUUGACAAAUGUAGUAUUCGAACACAGCUAUAGACAUGGUAUCUACGAGUUCACCGGAUUCUUAAGAAGUAGAUAAAGGGCCUCAUCGGCAUUUUGGCAAAGUAUCCCUUUAAUUAUAUUUAGAAAUAUAUAUAUUUUUGUCAUCCUAAGUGAUACCAAUUACUCUGUUUAGAGAGACAUUGCAUUGGACCUGAAGAUCCUUGUUAUUUUCAAAUGAUCUACACUGAAGACAAAAUGUGAAGUGUUGGUCCCAUGUUUCAUGAGCUGAAAUAAAAGAACCCAGAAAUGUUCCAUGUGCACAAAAA